Molecule: messenger RNA, 4778 nt
Organism: Passer montanus (Eurasian tree sparrow)
Lineage: Eukaryota; Metazoa; Chordata; Aves; Passeriformes; Passeridae
Gene: DPH7
Product: diphthamide biosynthesis 7
Exons: 9
Coding region: 1899-3449 (516 amino acids)
Molecular function (GO): protein binding
Source: RefSeq, a predicted model, not a curated record
UGUUCUGAUACUUGCACCUUGAAAACACCAUCAGGUUAUAGUCUUAGUUUUCUUCUGUGACCUAAUUUUAAAUUAAACUCAUGGUAAAAGGAGCAGCUGAAAGACUGAAAUGCUUAUGGGAGGCAUGGAGAUGGUUUAAGACAUCACAUGGGCCAAGAACAAAGCUUCACCACCCAGCAAAACAGCACAGAGAGCAGGAGGCUGGUGUGAUUAAACAGGAGCCUGUGGGAUACUCAGAGUAAGAAGAAAUCCUUAAUAAAUUGAACCUUUGUCCAAAUGUAAGAGAUGGAAAGAAUAACAUUUGGCAGGUGAAGUGUAGCACAAGCAAGCAAACAAACCAACCCAGCCAAAUAAUGCAAAGAAAAAUGGAAUAUGAGGAAUGUUCAAGUCAUAAAACUUGCAUGAGUAGUUUUGAAAAAAUCAGGAGCAGGGGGACUACUGGUGUCAGCAGAGACUGAUGCACAGCAAAGGGAAGGGCUGACCUGAAGAUGAAAGCCUCAGCAGAAGAAAAUCCAGUGACUUGUUUGCAUAUGUGUUCCGUGUGAAAGAGCUGGUGGAGUUCACACAGGAAUACUUCCAUAUGGAGAGCUCCACAGGGAAUCUGCUCAGAACAGAAGUGCUUUCAAGAGAGAUUAAAGUUCAGCUGAAAUGAGCAGCAACAAGUUGCCAGCAGCAGACGGUGCCACCUACGGCUCCGAGGGAGCUCAGGGAUGAACAAGCUGAGCUCCCAGCUGGGAUGGCGACCUCUCCCUUGGUACAAUGUCACAGCAAAUGUCACAGCAGCUUCUGGAAGGAAUUUCAAACUACAGCCACUUGCACUUUGUGAAUUCAUGGAUGCUGUGAUGCAACACCAAUGGCUGAAUACCGAGGAGGAGUCAGUGUGGGCUCUGUACAGGGAAAUCAUGCUUCAAAACUUUAGUGGAAUUGCUUCAAUUCCAGGCAUCAUCAGUAGGGUAAAGGGGAUUUGGUUGGGACAGUCUGAACUGCAUUUAAUGAUGAUUUUGCUCAAGGCACUUAAGGAAGAAAAGCUGCUGGUCAAAAAGAGAAAUGUCAUAUAGACAAACAACUGUUUAGAAGACAGGAAAGGAAGAGAAGGGACGAUUUUUAUGGUGGGAAGUAAACAGCUGGAUGUCCAAUAUAUUUAAAAAAAAUUAGAAAAAAGGUAAUGUAUAAUGAAACUGACAACAUCCACUGAUGAUAUUAUUCAGUGUAAUAAUAAUACAAUAAAGGCUGAGUGAAAUGCAGAAGGAUUAGAGAGUGGGAGAUGAAAUUCAGUGUCAAUAAAUGUAGGGUUGAUGAUGGGAAAACAGCAAACGGCCCGGCCUUGGCUGAUUUCAGUCAGCAAUGAGACCCGUGGCUCUGCAGGAUUCCCGGCAGGGAAGGGCGGCAGUGCAGGCUCCGGGAGAGGACGGCAGCGCAGGGAGCAGCACCGCCGUGGGCACGGCUGCGGGCGCAUCCCGAGGGCGCAGGACCCGCCCUCCGACGGGGAAAGGACUGAGGGGAAGGGGAAGGGGAAGGCUCAGGGCAGCGACCAGGAGCGCCGCGAGGUCCGGAACAGCGCGCAGGAACGGCGGCACCAGCCCGCGUCUCCUCGGGAAUGCCGGGCCGGGGAAGGGCUCUGAGCGAGGCGCGGGGAGGAUGGCGAGGAAAGGCUGACCCCGGAUUUCUCUCGUGAGCAGCUGCCGGGCUCAGGGCAGGGGUCCCUCAUCGGGGGGACUGAAGCCAUAACCCCUUCCCUCGGCAAGGACAGGCGAGAAGGGGCCCGCCCGUGGGAAGAGGCGGCUCCGCGGGGCAGCUCCGCCCCGGGCCCGCCCUGACCGGGAAGCAGACGGGCGGCGGCCCCGCCUCGCCGCAGCCUACCGGGAGCCGCCCGGCGGCGCAGCAGGGCCCGGCCCGCCAUGGCCGCGCCGUGCCGGACGCGCACGCUGCAGGUGGUGGACACGGAGUUCAGCGCGGACGCGGUGGAGUGGUGCCCGGUGGAGGGCUGGCACAGCAUCCUGGCCUGCGGCACCUACCACCUGCGCCCGCCCGACCAGAGCGAUUCCCGAGGGAGCAGCGGGGCCUGUGACCGCACGGGGCGGCUCUACCUGUACCACUACAACGAGGAGCAGCCCUACAUGCCGCUGACCGAGAUCCAGCGCAUCGACACGGCCGCCAUCCUGGACAUCAAAUGGUGCCACAUUCCUGUUGCAGAACAUCCCAUGGUUGGCAUCGCAAACUCUACAGGUGCUGUGGAAUUUUGCCACCUGACUGGAAGUGAGAAGAACAGCUGCAUGUUGGAGCCACGCUUCAGGGUGGAUCUCGGGGCACAGCGACUGGCCCUGUCCUUGGACUGGUCCACUGGACGAGAGCAGUGUGGAUGUCCUUUAAGAGUGAUCAGCAGUGAUUCAGAGGGGAAGCUGAAUCUUUUCUCCAUAGAUGAAUCUGCUCCUUCUGUGCAUGUCCUGAACCAGUGGGAAGCUCACAAAUUUGAGGCCUGGAUUGCUGCUUUUAAUUACUGGGACAUUGAUAUCGUGUAUUCAGGAGGGGAUGACAGCCUGCUCAAGGGCUGGGACACCAGGUGCAGUCCGGAGGCUCCAAUCUUCACCAGCAGGAGACAUUCCAUGGGUGUGUGCAGCAUUCAGUGCAGUCCCCACCGAGAGAAUCUCCUGGCCACAGGCAGCUACGACGAGCACGUGCUGCUGUGGGACACCAGGAACAUGAGGCAGCCUCUGGCUGACACCCACGUGGAAGGUGGGGUGUGGAGGCUGAAGUGGCACCCCACGUGUGACUUCGUGCUCUUGGCAGCCUGCAUGCAGAGUGGCUUCAAGAUCCUCGACUGCCGCGGGAGCCUGGCGGAAAACACAGAGGAAUGUAUCAUCCUGUCAUCCUAUGUCCUGCACAAUUCCCUGGCCUACGGGGCUGACUGGUCAAGGCUGUGUCCAAGGGAUUCCUUGCCUGCAAGCCAGGACCUUGCUGCUGCGUGCCAGCCUUCGGAGGAGCUCGUGGGAGCAUCAGGGCAAGGAGAGGAGAGGCUGAGUUUGCAGGUCCAGAACCUGAAGAUAAUUUAUGAGUCUCCUACAGCUACUUUUGAUGUAAUCCUGGAUGAGGAGAGUGAAAGCCCUGCUGUGGCACUCGCAGCAGGGGCAGGGCCAAAGCUGGCUGGGGAUCCUGGACUGGUCAGGGGCUCUGGUUUAAAGGGAGGUUUAGAUUUGGCUGCCCAAGGGGCAGAUCUGGGGUCAGCCAGCGGCUCUGACUCAGGAGCCAAGAGACCCAAUGGAAUGGGGCUGGACAGAGGCAGUGACUCAGCCAGGUCUCCAGACAGCCCCAAAGAAAUGAGCAUUGUGGCCACUUGUUCUUUCUAUGACAACAUCCUCCAUGUCUGGAAGUGGGAGAUGAGCCUGGUGACCCCUCCAGAUGUGCCAAGUCCUGGAUCUCCAUCCAAAAGAACAGGUGAAAGUUUGCAUUGACCAGUCCCAAUGGAAGAGGGAGGAAAACUCCUGAACUGAGAGUGACAGCUGAACUUAAUGCCCUGAUUUCUGCUGGGCUUUCCCAUCUUACUGCUGAGCUUGGGAGUCCUUCGAGGCAAACACUGAUGGGAUUCCUGAUGUUUUCUUUUCAGCACAGAGGGAAGCCUUUGCUUAGAGGCCUGUGGUCAUGGCCAGACUGGUUUAUUUAGUUUUUCCCUUAUGUCCCAGUUCCAAGUGGAACAGCCCUCCUCUCACAGGCUGCUGCUUUGUACCUCAGAUCUGAAUCCUUUCAAGGCUGGUUUGCAUUUCACAAUGGAUGUGUUAAGCCUUCUCCUUCCCUUACAAACCAGACUUGACUGUGCUGCUGUGCACACCCAGUAAGUGACCAGAAGGUUUCCUGAAUGUCUCAAAGGCCCCUGAGCAGAGGCUUGGCUGUGUGAUGGGAGAAGGGCUCAGACAGGCCAGAGGCAGUGCAGUGUGCUCACAGUGAUGUUAAACAGAGAGAAGUUCUGGUUCAGAAGGAAGUGCAGACUGUCUGUGUGAAGGGAAGUGCUGUGGGAUCCUCCUUGUGAGGCUCCUUGUGCUUUUCCAUCAUUUUCCAUCACUCCUCACCUGACUGCAGACUCCUUCAUCGCUCCCAGCCGAGCACACCCUGGUUCAGUAAAUCCUGUAGUGACCCCACCAUGUUUUAGUGCCACUGCACCACCCCCAUGGCCUCUCAGUAUUCAGCUCAUUCUUUCUGCUCUCCACAGAGCCACCUUUAGGUCCAAAGUCAAGCUCAGUUUUUAAAAGGUGAACAGCUUUAAGAUCAAAACCUCCAAAACGUAUAAGCGGUGUUUCUUGACAUCUUUUUAAAUUUAAAAUAAGUACAGAAACCAAAAUCUUAACAGCAUUGCCCUAACUACCUCCAGGAAUGGCUGCAGGAUUUCUCAUGGUUGCUCCAUUAGCUCUCUUUUUUUCACUGUGAAAUAUCAGCAAAACACCCUUUCUGGAACAUUUUCUCUAUUCCUAGAAACACAAAACCAGCUUAAACUAGAUCAGUAACUUUUAGCUUGCAUGGUUUUCUUUGAGGGUCCUAAAGAAUGAGUUGUCUGGAGGGAAAGAAACACCAGCAACAGGUCUGUGUAACAGUGCUGCAACUAAAUGAGGUGCAGCAGAUGAGAACUUUGCUGCUUUGAAACCCCCUUCUCAAGGGUGAAUGUGCAUUUUAGCAAACAUUCUGGAGCACUGUUACAUGAAGAUUCAUAUUAAUAACGAAAACAAGAGCUUUUGCUAAAGAAAAAAACAUGCUAUUUUUGGAUGUUUCUAAAAUAAAACAAAUGUAAGUGA